Molecule: messenger RNA, 1807 nt
Organism: Lactuca sativa (garden lettuce)
Lineage: Eukaryota; Viridiplantae; Streptophyta; Magnoliopsida; Asterales; Asteraceae
Product: RING-H2 finger protein ATL13
Source: RefSeq, a predicted model, not a curated record
UGGAUACAAAAAUUAUUUCUACAAGAUUGUCAUCUCUCUCUCUCUCUCUCUCUCUCUCUCUCUCUCUCUCUCUCUCUCUCUCUCUCUCUCUCUCUCUCUCUCUCUCUCACUCACACACACACACACACACAGAGGUCGAGCUACAUCAGCACUUCACGUAAGGAUCUGGAGAAUUCUGUCGGUUCUUGGUAGAUGAUCUGAGAGAUGGGAUUCUCUUGAUUUUCAUAUAAUCAGCCCAAAGAUUCAAUUUUCAAAUAUUUCUUCUUGCUUCAACAAAAAUGGGUCAGAAAAUCUUAGUUUCCAAGUACGAAAGACCUUACUAUUACAACCGGCCACCUCUCUCGCCACUGCCACCGCCACCUCCAGCCACCGCCAAUCACAUAUCACACGGUUUCAAUCUAAACGAUAAGGUGAGUCCAAGUGUUCUACUCAUCAUCAUAAUCUUUGCCAUGAUUUUCUUCGUUUCUGGGUUGCUUCAUCUGCUCGUUAGAUUCCUUAUGAGGCCUACUAAUAGGGACCCAGAUGAGUUUGAUAAUGUGACUGCCCUUCAAGGCCAGUUACAACAACUGUUUCAUCUCCACGACUCCGGCGUUGACCAGUCUUUCAUUGAUACGCUACCUGUUUUUAGUUACAAAUCAAUUAUCGGUGUGAAAGACCCUUUCGAUUGUGCUGUUUGUUUAUGUGAGUUUGAAGGUGAAGAUAAGCUAAGAUUAUUGCCUGAAUGUAGCCAUGCUUUUCAUAUGUAUUGCAUUGAUACAUGGCUCUUGUCGCACUCCACUUGUCCACUUUGUCGAGGUAGUUUGCUUUCUGAUUUCACUCCAACCUCCUGUUCGCCAGUUGUGCUUCUUCUUGAAUCCGGUAGCGAGAUUUCUAGAGAGACAGCUAAUUCUGAUCAGCCAAAUCCUUCAUCAAUCCAAAGAGUGAAUUCCCAUUUGAGCAAUCCGGAGUUUGAAUUUGAUAAGGGCGAAAUGGUAAAAGAAGAUGAGAACAAGGAGAAAGUCGUUACUAUUAAGCUUGGAAAGUUCAAGAACGUGGAUGGUGGUGGUGGAGGUGAGGGUGGUAGUGACAAGCAAACGAUUGAUGGUAGGAGGUGUUUCUCAAUGGGGUCUUUUGAAUAUGUGAUGGAUGAUAAUUCAUCUUUACAAGUGUCUAUAAGGGCACAAACCAAGAAACUAGCCAGCAAAAAGUCUUCUCUUCCGAUCACACCAUCCCACCGGGUGGCUAUGUCAGAAUGCGGUGGCGAUUCAAGAAGAGAAUUCAGAGAAAUCGACGUUCUUGGUGGCGGUGGUGGUGCAACUGGGAGGAGCAAGAGGGAGAGCUUUUCAGUGUCAAAGAUUUGGCUUAGAGGGAAGAAGGAGAAGUCUAAUCCAACGGUGGCUGCCGCCAUUGGGACGUCAUCAAGAGGGGGUUUCUCAUUCCGUUUUCCGGUACACCGGAAUGAUAUGAAGGCAAACAGCAGGGCUAAUUCGGAACUGGAUAUUGAAAGUUGGGAGAAUGCUCAAGAGUUUCAGACUUGUCGAUGGUCGGAUAAUGUGGAUUCACCACCCCAAGAAGCAUCAAAUCCACCGUCUUUUGCAAGGAGGAGUUUACUUUGGCUUAUGGGUAGGCAGCAAGUCAACGUUGUUCAUUCAUCUUGCUCAACAAAUGUUUAAACCUUUUUUCCUCUAUAAAUGUAUAACCUUUUUUUCUUGAAUAUUUUGGUGGUAUUCUUCAAUUUUUUGGGAGAUUAGAUUAUAAUUAGUAAAAGGAAACAAAAUGUAUUCAAGGUUAAAGAAAUUUAAAUACAAAUUAUAUGCAACUUUGUAUA